Molecule: messenger RNA, 1041 nt
Organism: Didymodactylos carnosus
Lineage: Eukaryota; Metazoa; Rotifera; Eurotatoria; Philodinida; Philodinidae
Source: the annotation of a GenBank genome assembly
AUGGCAACAAAUUCAUCCUUGGCUCAAGAUUUUUAUCUAGCGUGCCGAAAUGGUGAAGUAUCUAAAGUGAAACAAUAUUUGAAAAUAAUGACCGUAGAUCAACUAAACGAAACGGAAUCUCAUGGUAGUACAGCAUUACAUGCUGCUUCCUUUUAUGGACACAAAGACGUGGUUAAAAUAUUAUUUGAAUACGAUGGAAUAUGUCGAUCGGUGAGAAAUAAUUUUAAACUGACUGCCUACGAAGAAGCUAAAACUGACGAUGUGAGAGAAUUAUUCUUAAGAAAAAGUGGUUCAGAUAGAUUUGUUGGCACAACACAAAUUGAAUGGGUGAAACUUGAUUCUAAUAUUGAGAAAUAUGCAUCGGGACAACGUCAUUGGUUCAGCGAAGAAAGGAUUGAAAUUGAUAUAGAUAGACAAGUAGGUCAGAUAUGUGAAGAUUAUUUAGACAAAAGUCUUUGUGAUAUUGACGGUAUUGAAUUAAUACGUUAUUUCUAUAGACAAGCUGAGAAACAAAACAGUCCAGUUUAUAUACUCAAGGCUUAUACAGCAGAAACUGAUUAUUAUAAAGUGUUAAAUAAUCAAUUAGCAAUGUUAAAUGGAAAUACGCCCGAUGAUUAUCAAAAUAGUUGGUCUCGUGAUGCUAUUAUUGGAAUUAUGAUAUCUCAUCCAGCUCUUGAUAAUCUUUCAUAUGUUGGUGUCACUUAUCGUGGUAUGUGUCUAACAGAAGAUGAUUUAAAACAGUAUAAAGUUGGUACACGUGUAAUGAACAAAACAUUUUUAUCAACGUCGACAGAUCGACACAUAGUUGAUCGAUUUAGUUUACCAAAAGACAAAAGAAUAAGCGCUAUAUGCGUUUAUGACAUUCGAAAUAAUCGAAGUGGAUUGAAUGUUGAAUCAAUAUCUGAAUACGGUAGUGAAAAGGAGGUGUUGAUAGCACCAUUUUGUGCGUUUAAGGUAAUGAAUAUUAAACACAGUGCCUCUAGUAGUAAAAUUUCGGUUGAAAUAACACUUCAGGAAUAUCAUAAAUCACUUCAUAAAUAA